Clunio marinus is the source of this 255-nucleotide messenger RNA. Lineage: Eukaryota; Metazoa; Arthropoda; Insecta; Diptera; Chironomidae. The record is from the annotation of a GenBank genome assembly.
AUGGAGAAAUUGUCGAAUGUGGAAAAAAAACUUUUACGACUUCCACAAACUCAUUUGAAUUUGCGUCAUUUUCCUGUUACUUGGUAUGAUGUUCUCAGUCAUUUGAUAUUGAGUAUCACUAAGAUUCUUUCUCAACGGGUUGCUAUGCUUGCUGUUUGCAAACAAUCUUUCCGUCAUUCAGAUCAACAAAGCCUUUUGUUUUUCAGAUGGGAAAAGUUGACUAAACAUUUGUUUAUUGGAGACAAAAAAGUUUGA